ACGCACCGUCUCUGGCGAACAUGGCGGCAACUUGACAAACGGCAGCGAGAUGGAGACAGCGAGGGCUUGAAAAAGAGACGAGGUUUGAAGCUGCAGGCCGCUCCGUCGACAUAAAGCCUCUCGGCUUCGCCAUGUUGACACAGGAUCGCGCGCUCGUCCCCGCACCACCGAGGCCGGGUGAAACGUAAAACCGUGUCCGUGUUUGUUUCCGAAAAACGGAGUCGAGGCUGCGCAGAGGAGCAGAGCGGCACGGCGCGGCACGGCCCGGCGCAGCGCGGCGUGCAGGGCGGCGGGAGAGCGGCUUCACCGGUCAGCCAUGGAGGAUGCGGCCCGCGGCUGCCCGCGCCUGAUUCCCCACCGGGCCCGCGCGCAUUUUCAUGGGAAUUAGCGCCAAUCGCAAAGGCCAGCAGCCGGGAGGAAAACCCACCGCCCGACACCCGAGGGGAGGAGAACACGGAGCGGAACCCACGUCAAUGACUGUUGCGGCAGAGAAGCCCCCACGGUGGAGUCGGCCGGUUCCCAAAAUAUGACCAGGGGUGCUGGGACGUGUUGGCAGCAAGAAGAUGAUGACGGCUUCCAUAUCUGGCUAGAGCCCCCCCGCGACGACCAAAAGCCAUUCACCGACUCCGAGAGGGCGCAGAGAUGGCGACUGUCCUUGGCAUCCCUCUUGUUCCUCACCGUCCUCCUCUCUGAUCACCUGUGGUUCUGCGCCGAAGCCAAACUGGCUCACACCCGGGACAAGUUCGCGUCCUCCCACCUGGUGUCCGCGCGGACCCACUCAGCGCGCGGCAGCCUCAGAGGAAACCCACACGCUCUUUUUCUAGGAAACUCCAGCAAACAUUUGUGGCGCCUUCAAACUUGCCACCAGGAUAGUUUGUCUCAGAACUGCUUCUCUUACGCGGAUGCGGAUCAUCUGUGCGCGGGCCUCUCCGAGCGCGAGGGCACGCGGCCGGCUGUAAAUAUGAGCGAUUUGUACCUCUCUUUUUGUAACUACUACUCCCUGCUGGAUUUGUUCGAGGGUUCCCCAAAUCCGGACAAUUUGAACUGCGGCCUCGACGUGCUCGGCGACGGAGACACGAUCCGGUGCAGCCAGUGCGUGCAGGCGUACCAGCGCUACGACCAGCACGCGCUGGAGAAAUACCAGGACUUUGAGCUCCUCACGCUCAAAUAUGAGCCGGGUGCAUACUCAGUGAGGACGUGCAUGGAGCAGUGCAAGGUGGCCUAUAAACCCUGGCUGUGUGCUCAGUAUUUCCCCACCACCCAACAGUCCUGUCAGAAGAAAAUACCAUGCCACCAGUAUUGCCUGGAGGUCCAGCAGAGUUGUCCGUUCAUCCUGCCCGAUAAUGACGACUUGAUCCACGGAGGCAGCCCCAGCUUCAUCUGCACAGGGCUCUUGGGAGAUCAUCCAUCAGACAGUGAGGCCGAAUGCUGCGACGUGCGAUGGGACACCAAAGUGGACAACCCUUCAGGCGGGACACUAAAAAGGACUGCCUCUUCCUGCCACCCCCAGGGGGCAUCAGUCACCUCGGCGGCCACCUCGAGACUGUGCAGUGGGCGGCUGAAGAUCUGUCUGCUGGCCCUUGUCCUCCUACACACUGUCAUCAUCAUUUCAGCCUCCCAUAAUUCCACAUUGGUAGGCGUGGCUGCCACUUUCUCACCAGAGGAGAGUGCUUCAAAUGAGGAGUGAGCCUUGGGCGGGGGGGUUAAUCAAGGCUAAAGUUUAAAGAAUGAUGUCGUUCUUGAGGAUUAGUUUCCUUAUGGCUUUUGCAGUGUUCCUGCUGCCAGGGACACAUCUGGCAUGACAUGCUCGAAAUGCCUCUACAAUCUGCUGCCCAUAAACCACCAACCACAACAAGUGGGAGAGGGUUAAUUGGGGUUUAGCAAGCUGGGAUUGGCCACCAACCAAACUGAGAUUUUUGAACAACACCCCCCUUAAGAAAUGACCUCUUGCCACUUGAAACAUGCUCAUUGUUUUUAUUCCAUCCAAAUGUUUUCUAGCAUAUUGUCGCUCUUCUGCUUUACCUUUCCUUCUUCCCUUCCUUCCCUCCCUCCCUCACGUGUUGCAUGGACAGCACUGUGUGCAGUCUCACUUAUAUUUAAGUUGUCAGCGUUUUACAUAUGCCAGAAUGUGUGGACAACUCUUCCAGUCCACAGGUAUGUCCUGAUGACCUGGUAUGUGAUAACAUUUGCUGGUCGAGGGUCUACCAGGACAAGCAAAAUGUCACCCAUGACUCAUGUGGUCUUGUUUCUCUGGAAAGAAAAUACAUGUGAUCCUUCUUUAUCCUCAUAUUCGGCUUGUAUUUUGUCUUAUUAGACCUUUUGUCAACCCCGUAGAGAAGUACAUGCCUACACAUUUUAGGACCACAAGUGCUCUGAAACUGGCCGUCUUCAUCGUCUAUCGUACGUAGUUGCAAUGAAGUUGGUGGUGGUUCCCUCAACAGAUUGAGGGGUUCGUAGGAGUUGCUGGCCUGAGUUCAGCAGUCUUGAGGGAGGACUUGCCAAGCGGGGUUCCUGGAUGGGACGACCUGGACCCACUGUGGUUGUGUUUCUUAAGCUUUUGGUUUACCUCAUAUGGCAGAAUCAGGCAACCAUGUGGCUUGUCUUGACGCCACAGCGAGCGUUUAGUGUGCCGAACACAGGCCUGCAGAGACAACCCAGGGAAACCAGCGUCUCAGUGCACUUGUUAAAUACUGAAUGGAGGACAGCUGUGUGAAGCCAAAACAACAGUUCUUUGAGUGCCUCUUUGCAGGCAUCCUCACUACUGUCGGCCUGGCUUCUAAUUUGUAAAGUUUAUACAAGCAACCAGCCAGUCAAUCAAUCAAUCAAUCAAUCAAUCAGUUGGCACUUAAAUCACUCUUAGCUGAUCAACCGCUAUCCUUCACAGACUAGCAAAGGGCUGUUUUUAGUGUCAGCGUAUGAGGAGUGCGAG
Thalassophryne amazonica is the source of this 2929-nucleotide messenger RNA. RefSeq names its product transmembrane protein FAM155A-like. Lineage: Eukaryota; Metazoa; Chordata; Actinopteri; Batrachoidiformes; Batrachoididae. Gene Ontology annotation, molecular function: stretch-activated, monoatomic cation-selective, calcium channel activity. Gene Ontology annotation, cellular component: plasma membrane. The transcript is spliced from 3 exons. Bases 527 to 1687 code for a protein of 386 amino acids. Gene Ontology annotation, biological process: calcium ion import across plasma membrane. The record is from RefSeq and is a predicted model, not a curated record.